Aphidius gifuensis is the source of this 1939-nucleotide messenger RNA. RefSeq lists its product as uncharacterized. Bases 7 to 1752 code for a protein of 581 amino acids. The record is from RefSeq and is a predicted model, not a curated record. The transcript has 3 exons. Gene Ontology annotation, biological process: SCF-dependent proteasomal ubiquitin-dependent protein catabolic process. NCBI's taxonomy places the organism in Eukaryota, Metazoa, Arthropoda, Insecta, Hymenoptera, Braconidae. Gene Ontology annotation, cellular component: SCF ubiquitin ligase complex.
CUUAAAAUGAGUGCAAAAAGAAUAUGUAUUGAGAAAGACCAAGCAAUCUCUGAUGAUGGUGACAAGGAUCCAAAAGUCGUCAUCAACUCACUGGACUACGACGUAUUAGCACAAAUCAUCAUGAUGUUGCCAAUAUCAGAAAGAAUAGACAUGGAAAUAGUUUGUACCAAAUGGAAAGAGGCAUGUCGGCUAGCUUGGUAUGACAUUAAAAAAUACAAAUGUGAAUCAUCAAUUGGACGUUGUUAUGAUAACCGUUUGCUAACACAGUCCUACCUUGAAAAAAUAUUAUUAAGAUGUGGUAAAUAUCUAAAAGAAUUGUCCCUCUCAGAUGUUUGUGAUUCGAGUAUUAUGCCAUUUGUUGGUGAUCACUGUAAAAAUUUAACAACCUUGGAAUGUAAAUUUGAUGAUAAUUUCUUAAUUGAUAAUGCCGAUCACUUUGUUCAAGCAUUUACACAGUUGGAUAAAUUGAAAUGCAUUAAUAUGUUACUGAACUAUACGACUAAAAAUAAAACAAUUGAUCUAUUUGAAAUAAUUAAUAGUCUUCCAGAGGAAAUUAAUGAAAUUCAUAUACUUAAUAAAUGCUGGUGGAACGAUAAACGAGCAGCUCUUUUUACUUUAAAAAAAUUUAAAAAUCUUCAAAAACUGACUUUACAUGGCCUUUGUUUAGACAAGCUAAUUCUUCAAGAAAUAUCAGAAGCAACAACACUUGUUCAUCUUAACAUUGAAUUAUAUGAUAAACACAUAGAGUUUCCUCUUUUUGAUAAACUCGUUAAUUUAGAAUAUAUUGAAAUAGAGGUUGAAACAGAAGAUGAAGACAAGAAAGUCUUUACAAAAGUGGUCAACACUAUUUUUUGUAAAUGCAAAAAUCUAAAACAUCUUGAUAUUCCACAUGACUUUUAUGAUCUUGCUAAAAUUCCUUUGGCAGAAUGGGAAAACUUUAAAAAUUUAGAAUAUCUUCGUUUAUCUUGUUAUGAAGUACUAUCUGACUUAGCAGAUACAAUUGUUAAAUAUUGCAAGAAUUUGAAACACUUGUGCAUGAACCCUAUAUGCCAUUUUAUAAAGACAAAUGUUGUAAAAAAGUUAACAAAAUUAGAAAAUCUUGAAAUUUUACAGAUGAAUGACUAUGGCCUCAGUGAGGAAGCAAUAAUCGCAAUUUCAAACAAUUGUAAAAAACUUAAACAUUUAGAACUUGAUAAUUGCUAUUUAGUACCAUCUAUUGAUAGUGAGGAACUUUCUUCUCCAUCUGUUUUAAGUGAGUUAUCAAAAUUACAAUAUCUUGAACAUCUAAGCUUGAUUUGUGCAGAAAAUAUUGAAGAUAAUACAAUUAUUGCUAUUGCUAAUAAUUGUAAAAACCUCAAAAGUUUAGAUAUAUGUGGUAUCAGUGAUGAUAUUACUGAAACAGCUCUCGUUACUUUAACAAAGUUGGAAAAUUUAGAAAUACUAAGAGUUAGCUUUUGUAAUAUUUCAGACAGCUUCAUUAUCAAGUUAAAAGGAUUAAAAAAAUUUGAUUGUGAUAAUUGUGAGAAUCUUACUGAUACUGGUAUUAUUGAAUUUAUAAAAAAUAACCCAGAUCUUCAAGAGAUCUAUGCCGUGGGAAUAGAUAAUAUUACAAUUGACUUGGUUAUUGCUGCUGAUCAGGCAACAAAAAAUCGUACAAAUGGCAUAAUUUUACGCUUACGAAUAUCUAAUCCGCCAGAAGGACGAACUUUUAAGUCAAAUAUUGAAUCUCAAUGGUUGGUUGUUACUAGUUAAAGCAUAAAUUUAUCCUUCAAAUUAAAUUAUCAUACAAAAUACGUAAAUCAAAGACAUUGUAAAAAACUAUUAUUAUUAUUAUUAUUAUUAUUUGUUUUCUGUAUUACUUGAAAUCAUAAAAAUUCAAAUGUCAACGUUAAUAUUUUUGUAAAACAAAGUUCAAUAAUGAAAAUACUUUCUUAAAAAA